Molecule: messenger RNA, 2468 nt
Organism: Penicillium subrubescens
Lineage: Eukaryota; Fungi; Ascomycota; Eurotiomycetes; Eurotiales; Aspergillaceae
Product: ANP1/MMN9/VAN1 family protein
Exons: 5
Coding region: 326-1561 (411 amino acids)
Biological process (GO): protein N-linked glycosylation; cell wall mannoprotein biosynthetic process
Cellular component (GO): mannan polymerase complex
Molecular function (GO): alpha-1,6-mannosyltransferase activity
Source: RefSeq, a predicted model, not a curated record
CCUCUGUGUCCACUGCCAAUUAUUCUCCCCCGGCGAUCCCGUCAACUCCUCUUUUCUCUCUCUCCCUCCAUCGACCUCCCUAAUCUCCGCCACUUUUUCGCGCCUCUCGCCAAAUCACCAUUUUCAUCGAGUAGCCAGCUCUUCGCGCGUCCUCCAAGGCCUCAUUCGUUCGGUCGGCAAGGGGCUUUCGACGGGCGUGCCCCCUCUCAGUGAUUCCCAUCAACAACUUCUCCCCCAACCGCAAGGCUCCUGAAACCCGAAUCCUCAACCCUCAACGCCUAUCUUCCAACUCUCGUUCAUUCGAAUCCCUGUUUCAUUCCGAAUCAUGCUGUUGCCAAAGGGCGGAGUCAAUUGGAAGUCCGCCAGGGCUGGCCUGCCACCAUGGAGGGCAAUCCUCGUUCUCCUGACGCGGACUCGCUUUUUGGUGUCCGUGGCCGUGACAGGCCUGGUCAUCCUGCUGUGGCGUGGUGUGAGCAGGUCUGCGUCUGAAAUGCAAAAUUUCUACUGCUACGGCUCCUCCAAAUCCCCGAUGGAGAUGACCAUCAACGAAAUGGUCGAGUGGAAUGCACACGCCCAGACCCCCGUCCUCUUCAACCACCACGAACCCUACGAAGUCAACAGCACCUCCAUCUCCGAAAUCGAUCUCAACCCGAUCAAGUCCACUACCCAGGCCUUCCACAACCAUGAGCGCGUCCUCAUUCUGACCCCUCUCCGCGACGCCUCCCCCUACCUCGCCAAUUAUUUCGACCUCCUGUACAAGUUGACCUAUCCCCACGACCUGAUUGACCUGGCCUUCCUCGUCGGCGAUUCCAAGGAUGACACCCUGGCCAAUCUGGCCUCCGAGCUCGAUCGCAUCCAGAACCAUGCCGAUGAAAAAGUCCGUUUCCGCAGCGCUACCGUCAUCAAGAAGGACUUUGGUGCCGAGACCGAGAUGACCGUGGAGGAGCGCCACUCCUUUGCUGCUCAAGGUCCCCGGCGUAAGGCUAUCGGUCGGGCCCGUAACUACUUGCUUUACUCGGCCCUCAAGGCCGAUCACUCCUGGGUGUACUGGCGUGACGUGGACAUUACUGACUGCCCCGAGCGGAUUCUGGAGGACUUUAUGGCUCACGAUAAGGAUAUUCUUGUGCCUAACAUUUGGUUCCACCGGUACCGUGACGGCCAUGAUGUUGAAGGUCGCUUUGACUACAACUCCUGGAUCGAAUCCGACAAGGGCCGUCGCCUGCGCGAAACUCUGGACCCCGACACUAUUCUGGCUGAAGGCUACAAGGAGUACGACACUGGCCGCACAUACCUGGUCAGCAUGGGUGACUGGAGAAAGAACAAGGAUGAGGAGGUCGAGCUUGACGGUAUUGGUGGUGUCAACAUUCUCGUCAAGGCUGAUGUUCACCGUUCCGGUAUCAACUUCCCCGCAUACGCUUUCGAGAACCAGGCCGAAACCGAGGGCUUCGCCAAGAUGGCCAAGCGUGCCGGUUACCAGGUCGUUGGUCUACCCAACUAUGUGGUCUGGCACAUCGACACGGACGAGAAGCCCGGCAACCUGGGAGAUCGCAAGGCAUACUAAACCCAGCAUGCCCAGCAUGUUACAUCUCACAUCGUUCCAGUGAGCCACCUCGCUCCUCGGGUCCAAAGUUGAUCUUUGCUCCCACGAUCAUCCCCCUCCCUUCCGUUUUCCUCAUCGACCGCCCGGAGGCCACACGCGGUCCCCCGUCUAUACCCGGUCGUCAUGUCCACAGACACACGGCAUCUCCACCGUGACUGUGAGAUACUAUCAUCCGCUUCUUUUCAUCUAUUCUCGGAGGGGAUGUUUUAUUCACACGACGGAAGCCUAAUGAUUUUUCAUAAUCCACCCAUCUUCGUGUCGCGUUCUAGGGAGUGUGCUGUAUGUGUUGUGUCUUUGUUUACCUUGGCGCUACGGGGGGAAAAUGUUGUUUGGCAGGAUUGCAGGGUCUAUAGAAGUUUGCCGGUUCUCGGACCUUUCUUUUUGAUAUACUGAAUUUUUGUUGUUACCCAGGGUGUUUACCAGGCUGAUUCUUGUCGCUCUCUCCUUUUCUUUGGGGAUGCUAUACCCUUUGGUAUGGCUUGGGCUGGCUUGGGUUGGUCAUGAGUGAACCCCCAUAUCAUUGUCAUUUUUUCUUCUUGCAAACAUUCCUCUAGGGAUCGAGAACCGGACUGUCAUUGUCAUUGUCAUGUCAUUUGUUUUUAAUCAUUUUCACUUUUUCCUUUUUCCUUUUUCUCUCCAAUCCUGCCUCGAGUCUAACAUCGGAUUCGUCCAAAUUGUGUAUUCCAUUCCUUUUCUUUUCUUUUUGGGUUUAUUGAAUCGACAUACCCUGGUCUUUUUCUCUCGGAAGAUCAAGACGAGGACUCGGUGAUUGAUAUAGUUCCUUCCUUCUGGGUACAAACUCUGGACAAUACUAUACAAUAGACCUAGACGGAGAUACUAUUAUCUCUUCUAGCGAUGUACUCACCCC